Papilio machaon (common yellow swallowtail) is the source of this 908-nucleotide messenger RNA. RefSeq names its product probable H/ACA ribonucleoprotein complex subunit 1 (gene Gar1). The coding region runs from base 98 to 754 and encodes 218 amino acids. NCBI's taxonomy places the organism in Eukaryota, Metazoa, Arthropoda, Insecta, Lepidoptera, Papilionidae. Gene Ontology annotation, biological process: ribosome biogenesis; snoRNA guided rRNA pseudouridine synthesis. Gene Ontology annotation, molecular function: box H/ACA snoRNA binding. The record is from RefSeq and is a predicted model, not a curated record. Gene Ontology annotation, cellular component: box H/ACA snoRNP complex. The transcript has a single exon.
CGUUACAAAAAAAACCUUAAGUCAAAAACGCGUGUGAUGAAAACAUAUGUAGUUCUUUUAGGUUAUUUUUGGUAAAUUACAAGUUUUAUUGUUAGAAAUGUCGUUUCGCGGUAGAGGAGGCGGCGGCGGGCGAGGCGGUUUUGGUGGGCGCGGAGGAGGACGCGGUGGGAGAGGUCGAGGUGGCGGCGGCGGAGGCGGCUUCAGACAACAGGACUUCGGGCCGCCGGAGACAGUCAUUCCUCUGGGUCACUACGGCUGGACGGUUCAAGACGAUUUAGUUUGUAAAGUGGACAUAGAGGACGUCCCGUAUUUCAAUGCCCCCAUUUACCUAGAAAAUAAGGAACAAAUAGGAAAAAUAGACGAAAUAUUUGGAAACUUGCGCGAUUAUUACGUGUCCGUGAAACUCGGGGAGAAUAUAAAAGCUAAGAGUUUUAAAGACGGGCAGCAGUUUUAUAUCGAUCCUGCGAAGUUAUUACCGCUUAAGAGGUUCCUGCCGCAGCCUCCGGGCGCUAAGAGAGGCGUGGGACGAGGAGGUCCGCGCGGUGGCCGCGGAGGAGGCUUCAAUAGGGGAGGCGGAGGUCGAGGCGGUGGUUUCAACCGCGGCGGUGGCGGCGGUCGGGGAGGCGGCGGGUUCGGCCGUGGAGGAGGUGGAGGUGGUUUUGGUCGUGGCGGCGGAGGUGGCGGAGGAUUCGGUCGCGGAGGCGGUGGUGGGCGUGGGGGAGGUGGCUUCAGAGGUGGGCGCGGCAGAUACUGAGUGAUAGUGAUAAGUGUUAAGUAUAUUAAAGACUUGCAAUGUUAAAAUAUUAAAUCCAAUUUGUGUCAGGACAAUUUUGAUGUAUUCUCAAAUACAAGUGUAUAACAUAAAUAAAAUUUCUGAAACAAUUUUAUUCACCAUUCAAGGUGUAUUU